UGAGGACGGAGCACAGACAGAGUAGAGGCGCAGUGUGAGGAGGACAGAAGCCAAGAAGGAGUACGACAGAGUGGGUGAAGUGUCUGUGGACUUUCCACCACCAAGAUGUCUAAAUUAUUAAAGUCAAAGGACACCAAGGGGUCCAGCAGGAUGAGCAAGGCCCAGGCCAGCAGUAUGACCAUCCUGCUCGCUAAGAUGCAGGCGGAUGCUGACCAGGUGGAGAAAGACGUCCUCUGGGCUGAAGAAAGGCUGAAAGUGGACCAAGAAAAUGACAAGCAUGAUCGCGAAUUUCAGUAUCAGGAUCAGAUCAAUGCUAAACUGGGUGACGCAGAAGGCCUUCUUAGGGACCUCUUCCUCGACAUUGACAAACUCAAGAAGCUCAAGCACCCACAAGCUGCAGAUAUUGAGAAAGACAUCAUUGCUCUUCAUACCCGAUGGUCAGACGACACAUCUGUUUAUGUGAAUCUCUAUGAGCAAAUUGAUGACGUGCAACGGAUGCCAAGAAUUGAUUGGGCACCUGUUUUUAACCAGAAGCAAAAAGCGUUAAGCAAAGAUGUAUACGGCACCACCACGGCGGACCUGGAGAAGCAGAUUGCUGCACAAAACAUCCUGGAAAAAGAGCUGGAAGCUUACAACUCUCAACUCUGUGUGGCGUCUGCUGGAAGCAAGGAAAAACAUUCAGAAUUCAAGAAGCAGUAUAACAGCAUGCUGGAAAAAUCCAAAUUACGCCGCCAACACCUGAACAGUCUCUACGAUUACACGCAAGGCUGCGACAAAGAGCUGCAAUUCCUGAGUGAAGAGCAGGACAAGAUCAAGAAGCAGGACUGGAGCGACCACAUGGUGGAUCCGCCUGACGUCCGCAGGCAGUAUGAGCAUUUCAAGAACAACAGCCUUUUGGCCCAUGAGAGCAAAGUGAAUGAUCUGCAGGACGACUGUGAGAGGCUCCUGGAACUGAAACAUCCAGCCAGCAACACAAUAGAGGCCCAAAGAGAUGCUGUAAGAAAUGAGUGGCAGAAAUUCCUGAAUCUCUGCAUUUGCAAAGAAACACAUCUGGACAAUAUGGAGGAAUACACAAAGUAUCAAAUGGACUGUGAUCAGCUGUCAGAGACACUGAGCCAACUCAACAGCUCCGUUGACCCAAAGUCUGUCUCUAAGAAAAGUAACGCAGAGACUCUGAUGCAGCUGCAGGGGGAGGAAAAUACUGUCCAAAACUCCGAGCAGCUGUUAGCCGACCUAAGAAGAAGGAGCACAAACAUCCCUCCUCUCAGGCUGCGCCGCGUUAACCCCAGCAGACCAAUCACAGUGGAGGCCUUAUGUGACUGGGAAACAGACAAGGACACUAUAUCAAGAGGGGAAAAAUUUACCCUGAAAUCCAUCUCUGACAAUGAGAAUUGGGAGGUUAUGUCACCUAAUGGAGCAACUAAAACCUUCCCAGGAGCUUGCUUCCACAUCCCACCUCCUGACCCAGAUGCCAUUGAUAAAGUUGACCUUCUGGGGAAAGAGCUGGCAGAAAUCAAGAAAAAAAGAGCAGCUCUGGCAGCGUCCUUGAAGAAUAACCGAUCAGACGUCCAAAGAGUUCAACAGUCAGCUCCAGUUUCUUCAGCUCCAGCAGACCCCAAAGCAGCAGCUCUGGCUCAGCAGCUGGAGCAGCUGGAUGCCGACCUGGCCAAUACGGAGCAGAGCAUGCUGAGCAGCCUGCGAGCGCCGGUGAACCGCAGCGAUCCGACUGGAGAUCUGGCCAAGAAGCUGAAGGAGCAGGAGGAAGCUGCUAAGAGGCUGAAGGCUCUGGAACAGCAGAGGCAGGCGACACAGGCAGACCUGCUUUCCAAAAACCCCAGCGGCUCCUCUGCACUUAAAAACAGUGACCCCAACAAGUACAACAACAUUGCUGCUCUGGCAGACCUCUACAACAAAAAAGCAAAUGCAUCUCUCAGCCUGGAGAAUCAAAUCAAGAAGGUGGAUGGUCUUGUCUCUGGAUUUGAGAGGAACCUGAGUGUAGAUGGUCCAAUUCCAGACCUACCAAAUGCAAUUCAGGCCCGAACCCAAGACAUUCAGAGUCAGCAGAGGUCUGUGGCAGCGGCCCAGAAGGACAUGAUGAAACUGGAGCAGGAUCUGCAGACGACUGAGAAGCUGUGCAGCACCCUGCAGCAGGAUUACCAGGAGUACUGCCCCGACAUCCAAUGCCAGAGGAAGGACGUCAAGCAGCUGCAGAGUCGCUAUGCAAAUGUUGCCAACCAGCUGAAGGAAAGGGAAAACGUGUUACAAGAAGCUUCAGCUAAGCACCAGGACUUCCAGAAUACAUGCCAGUCCAUGAACUCCUUCCUAGACAACCUGCCUAAAAAUCAAAUAAAGCCCAGCGAUGAUCUGUCCGAGGUCUCUGCAAAGCAGAACUCCCAAAAGAGAGUGGUGGACGACCUAAAGCGGAGAGAAGAGGACAUAGACAGAGUGGCUGGCCUUUCUCAUGACCUACAGAAUCUGCUCAAUGACUACGAAGCUGAUGUCGACAAAUUCAAUGGUACACUUGAAGCUGCCGGUACACCUGUUCCGAAGAAGCCUCAAAUGCUGACACUCAGUGAUUCCAUUGACAAAGAGGAAAAAAAUCUGGCAAUGCGCUAUGCCGAAGCAAAAUCGGAAAACAUUCAACGGCAAAAACAGAUGGACCUGGCUCAGACUUUCCAUUUACAAAAUGAAGAAAAGGUUCAGAUGGUGGCACAGCAACAGGUUCAGCAGGAAAACCAGCAAAAAAGUGCCUUUGAAUUGGACAGCCUGGUUAAAGAACUAGAGGAAGAGAAGGAGAGGACAACCCAUGCUCAGACAGAGCUAAAAACCUUCAAAAGCAGAAUGAUGUCACUUAAGAGCCGCAGAGGAGUGGAACGUGUUGAGGAGAAAGAAGUCCUGCAGUACUACCGGGACCCUAAAUUGGAAGCUGAUCUGGCUGAGUUGAGAGACAUACUGGAUAAAGAAGCCAUGAAGCGUAGCUCCACCCAAACAGAGGUUGAGAUAAUAAAUGAGAGAAUUGUAUCUCUGGAAGACACCAUCAAGAAUAACCCCCCGAAGCUCCUGACUAGAGAGGUGACUGAGUUUGAAAAAGAUCCACAAUUGGAUGUCGAGGCUGCCAAGAUAAGGGAUGAAAUAGCUAAAAUGAGAGAUGAAAUCCGAGUUAGAGAUGGAGAGCAGAUUCAAAUGAAGACAGAGGUUUCAAUUCUCCAGCAGAAGAGGCCGCCCAUCAAGGAGAGAGUGGUUAAGAAGGAGGUGGUGAAAGUAGAACAAGAUCCACAAAUGGUGAAAUCAUUAAGAAUUUAUGAGACUGAAAUUUCCGAUGAGAGCAAGAAGUGCACACUACUCAACGAUGAAAUCUUUCAGACAAGAAGUCAAAUUAAUGCUCUUGAAAGAAUGAUCCCCAACAUUCAGCCUAAAGUCAUCACAAAAGAAGUGAAAAAGAUUGAACAAGACCCCGACCUCAUUACAGAAUCAACCAAGCUGCGAACAACCUUAGAGGAAGAAAGAAUAGAAAACAGUUCUUUGUCUCAGGAAGUGAUGGACCUGCAAAGACGCUACAGAGAAGUUCAAGCCUUGAAGCCAAGAGUUGAGAUCAAAGAAAUCAUAAAUGAGCUUUACCGGAUCGACCCAAACACAGAGGUAGAGAUUAUGCGCCUUCGCAAAGAAAUACAGGAUACAAAUAAACAACGUGCAGAUAUAGAAAAAGAGACCAGACAAGUCAACACUGAUCUAAAUGCACUUUAUUCAGAGAAACCUAAAGUAGAGGUCAAAGAAGUUCUCCAAGAGGUGGUGAAGGAAGAAAGAAGCCCUGAAAACGAGCGAGAGAUCGCAAGGCUUAAUGAUCAGGUGAACCGCCUAGACAGCCAGUGUACCUCCCUUGAAGAUCAAGUCAGACAACUGCGGCGAGAGAGAGAUGAAUGGAAGGCCGAAAAGUCAAAGAUAGAGACCCAGCUGGUGAACAAAGAGGUGAUCAAAUAUGAGCCCGAUCCACUGCAGGAGAAGGAAGCGGAGCGUUUGAGAAAAAAACUGAGGGAAGAAGCACAGUUGAGGAGAGACACAGAGGAGAUGGUUUUUGACCUUCAAAACAAAUACCUAAUGUUGGAGAGACAGAAACCAGAAGAGAAGGUUGUGGUGCAAGAGGUUGUGCGCCUCCAGAAGGACCCAAAGCUUGCAAUGGAGCAUGACAGGCUUAGUAGAAACCUGGAUGAUGAAGUAAUGAGUCGACGUCAGCUGGAUCUGGAGUUACAGCAACUGAGAACAAGGUUGGAAGACAAAGAGCGCAUUUUAAGGGAGAGUGAUGAGCACCAAAAAAGGAUUCAAGCUGAAUCUGAACUAAAAGAGAUCCGACUACGCAUCACUCAACUGGAAAAUGCCCCACCCCCAGUUGAAGAAAGUAUAGUAGUUGAGGAAGUAUUGAAGGUUGAAAGAGAUCCAAAACUGGAGAGAAUGACGGGUGGUGUACGGUCCGACAUGGACCAGGAAAGCAGAGAGAUCCUGCGUCUCCAGAGGGAAAUCCGGAAAAUCACAAUGAAGCUAGAAAUCCUGCAGAAAGAGAAGUCAGGUGAAAAGACAGUGUACAAAGAGGUGGUUCGUGUGGAGAAAGAUCAGGCUGUUGAAGCUGAAAGGGAUCAUCUUAGGGAGCAGGUGUCUCAGAACAAGUUUGCCCGACAAGACAUGGAAGAUGAAAUCAGACGUCUCAAUGACAAAAUUAAUGCUUUGAUGAGCUCCCAAUCUAACGUUUCAAGAGAUGAGACAAGCAUGCGUAUGAAAAAAGAGGCUCUAUUAAGAGACAACGAUGACCUCACCAGGGAAUUCAGAACUCUUGAAGCAAAGAAACGCGACACCAGCAUGUCUUUCCAGCAACAGAGCCGACUGAUGAGUGAAAAAACACAGAAGAGUAGGCAGAGAAGCGUUAAGAUGGAAUCAGACGUCCAGCGGUUUGAGAGGGAGAUCUUGGAAGAGAAAGAUAACAUUCAUCAACGAGACAGUAUAAUCCGUGAUUUGUUGAUGUACAUACAGAGAGAGGAUGACACAGAGACAAGGACCAAAGAAACCAAUGUCUCUACAAAAGUCACUGUUUUGGAUCCAGACACUGGCAAAGAAAUUUCUCCUUAUGAUGCCUACCUUGGGGGCAUGAUUGAUCGCCAGCAGUACAUUCACUUACAGGAGCUAGAAUGUGAUUGGGAAGAAGUAACUUCCACUGGUCCUGAUGGAGAAACAUCUGUCCUACAGGAUCGUACGAGUGGAAAGCAGUACCCUAUCAAAGAUGCUAUUAAGGAAGGAAGACUAACAGAAUAUGAUUUACAACAAUACAGAAAAGGGGAGCUUCCUAUCUCAGAGUUUGCCCUUCUUGUUGCAGGUGAUAAGAACAAGCAAUCCAAAUCAAAUUCAGUCUCCAAAAAGCCAAAUUCAUCCGUCAAAUCACUACCCUUAGAUAUUAACUCCGCUAACGAAACACAACCGAUUGCUGGAAUAAUGGAUACGCAAACAAAUACCUGCUGUACAAUCCGUAAUGCCACCUGGCGCAAACUGAUUGAACCCAUGAGUGCCCAGAGGCUCCUGGAGGCUCAAGCAGCAACAGGCGGCAUCACUGACAUUAGCAACGGUGAGAGAUACAAAGUUAACAAAGCCUUACAAAGAGGUCUCAUUGAGGACAGCCAAGUCCAAAGGCUUCUUAAUGCAGAGAAAGCUUUCACUGGGGUCCAAGACCCCCUGACCAAAGAGUGUUUGUCUGUGGGAAAUGCCGUUCAGAGGGGCUGGACGCCAAAAGAUACGGCAAUUCGACACUUGGAGGCCCAGCACCUUACCGGGGGACUCGUGGAUCCCGCCACUGGAGGUAGAGUGAGCCUUAUGGAUGCCAUUGGAUCAGGAAUGAUUGACAAUGCAAUCGCAAGGGAUCUCCAAAACGAGUCGGCCUAUGUCAAAGAUAUUGUAGACCCUAUCACAAAGGAGAAGAUCAACUACAAACAAGCUUUGGAUCGCUGUAAGAAUGACCCUGCAACAGGUUUACCUAUGCUUCCUGCCUCCUCCAAAGUGUCUGAAUACAACUCUUCCAAAUAUGCACGUUUCUAGAGAGCUUUUCUCUUUGAAGUUUAUGCUACGUGACAUGCUGCACAAAAGUUUUUUUCUGUGAAAUAUCACAAGGGCUCAGGGAAUUCAUCUAUUUUUACAACAGGAUGAAUUUUACAGUCCGCAUAUUUUGCCAUACCAAAAUAAUUGCUGCUGAGUUACCUUUGUUUACUAAAUGUAUUGUGUGGGUAUAUUUGUUUUUGGUUACUUCUGUAUGAUUUAAUUGAAAAACAUAAAUUUUAGCUUUUUUGAUAUUGCAUUUGCUUGGGAUUUUGGGAAAUGGUGCAAUACCAUCUGCUAAGAUACAACGAAUUUAUGUAACUCAUUGCUGACUUUGAACCAUUUUUGACUGUUUGAUACUUUGUGAUGAAUUAAACAACAAUAAAAUUAAGUUAUGAUGGUUCAGGAGCA
This is a messenger RNA of Cyprinodon tularosa, 6480 nucleotides long. It is a transcript of the gene evpla, whose product is annotated as envoplakin a. Gene Ontology annotation, cellular component: intermediate filament; cytoskeleton; cytoplasm. Gene Ontology annotation, biological process: wound healing; intermediate filament cytoskeleton organization. Gene Ontology annotation, molecular function: cadherin binding; structural molecule activity. The coding region runs from base 106 to 6072 and encodes 1988 amino acids. Lineage: Eukaryota; Metazoa; Chordata; Actinopteri; Cyprinodontiformes; Cyprinodontidae. The record is from RefSeq and is a predicted model, not a curated record. The transcript has 22 exons.